AUGGUUCCUAUAGCAGACAACAUGAACAUGACCCCAGAGCAUCCAACACAAAACUGCUCCAACUGCAGCCAGGCGUUUGUCCCAGAGCUCAAUGUGGUCAAGGCUGUCGUGCUGGGACUGAUACUUGGGACAAUUAUUGUAUGUGGGGUUUUUGGGAACAUCCUGGUUAUCUUGUCGGUGGUCUGUCAUCGACACCUACGAACAGUCACACACUACUUCAUCGUCAACCUAGCGGUGGCAGACCUCCUACUGAGCUCCAUCGUUCUGCCCUUCUCUGCCACCUUUGAGAUCCUAGGGUACUGGGUGUUCGGAAGGCCCUUCUGCAAUGUGUGGGCAGCGGUGGACGUGCUGUGCUGCACAGCCUCCAUCAUGAGCCUGUGUGUGAUCUCAGUGGACCGCUACAUCGGGGUCAGCUACCCGCUGCGCUACCCAGCCAUCGUGACAGAGCGCAGGGCACUGCUUGCCCUGGUUGGCCUGUGGGCUCUGUCCGUCACCAUCUCCAUUGGCCCUCUGUUUGGCUGGAAAGAGCCGGCUCCAGAAGACGAGUCUAUCUGUAAGAUCACAGAGGAGCCUGCCUACGCCAUCUUCUCUGCUGUGGGCUCCUUUUACCUCCCGCUGGCCAUCAUACUGUCUAUGUACUGUAGGGUGUAUGUGGUGGCCCGCCAGGAGAGCCAGGGCCUGAGAGAGGGGCACAAAACAGACAAGUCAGAUUCAGAGAGCGUCACGCUGAGGAUCCACCGCGGCAACAUGGCCGUGUCUGAGGACGAGGCCCUGCACAGCCGCACACACUUCGCCCUGCGUCUCCUGAAGUUCUCCAGAGAAAAGAAGGCCGCCAAGACCCUGGGCAUUGUGGUUGGCUGCUUUGUGCUCUGCUGGCUCCCUUUUUUCCUGGUUCUGCCCAUAGGUUCCAUAUUCCCAGCAUACAGACCUUCGGACACAGUUUUCAAGAUCACCUUCUGGCUGGGCUACUUCAACAGUUGCAUCAACCCUAUCAUCUACCCCUGUUCCAACCAGGAGUUUAAGAAGGCCUUCCAGAGUAUUCUGGGAGUGCGCUGUCUGAGAGCCCAGUCCAGAGCCACUCAUCACCCGGGUCCAGCCCAGGUUCAGGGUCAUUCUCUCACUCUGAGACUAGAUGGCCGAGGGGACCCCUCCUGCUUCAGCCCCUCCUCCUCCAUAGCCCUGUCCCGCACACCCUCCUCUAGGGAUGGCAGGGAGUGGAGGGUAUUCUCUGGAAGCUCCGUGGCAGGGUCUGGGACAGCGGUAGAGACAGGACGGGCUAAGGUGGCCCAACUGUGCGGUAAGAAUCUGCUGAAGACCUGCUGUUGCAUCAGAGACAGGAGCUUCAGCCAGGGGCCCAGCCAGGGGCCCAGCCAUCCCCAGCCCCCUCCACACGGGACCCUGCCCAUCAUUAAGAUCCACCAGCUGUCUUUGUGUGAAAAUGGAGAGGCUGUAUAA
This is a messenger RNA of Salvelinus namaycush (lake trout), 1455 nucleotides long. Its product is annotated as alpha-1A adrenergic receptor-like. The record is from RefSeq and is a predicted model, not a curated record. The transcript has 2 exons. Gene Ontology annotation, biological process: cell-cell signaling; adenylate cyclase-activating adrenergic receptor signaling pathway; positive regulation of cytosolic calcium ion concentration. Gene Ontology annotation, cellular component: membrane. Lineage: Eukaryota; Metazoa; Chordata; Actinopteri; Salmoniformes; Salmonidae. Gene Ontology annotation, molecular function: alpha1-adrenergic receptor activity. The coding region runs from base 1 to 1455 and encodes 484 amino acids.